This is a messenger RNA of Cynocephalus volans (Philippine flying lemur), 1721 nucleotides long. Its product is annotated as ubiquitin carboxyl-terminal hydrolase 45-like. The record is from RefSeq and is a predicted model, not a curated record. The transcript has 7 exons. Lineage: Eukaryota; Metazoa; Chordata; Mammalia; Dermoptera; Cynocephalidae. The coding region runs from base 1 to 867 and encodes 288 amino acids. Gene Ontology annotation, biological process: protein deubiquitination. Gene Ontology annotation, molecular function: zinc ion binding; cysteine-type deubiquitinase activity.
AUGCGGGUGAAAGAUCCAUCCAAAGCUUUAUCUGAGAAAGCCAAAAGGAGUAAAAGGCCUACUAUACCUCAUGAUGAAGAUUCUUCAGAUGACAUUGCUGUAGAAUUAACUUGCCAACAUGUAAGUCAUGCUGUCAGUAUGAAUCAUGUAAAGAGAGCAAUAGCUGAGAAUCUGUGGUCAGUUUGCUCAGAAUGUUUAAAAGAAAGAAGAUUUUGUGAUGGACAGACAGUACUUCCUUCUGAUAUAUGUCUGUGCCUCAAGUGUGGUUUUCAGGGAUGUAGUACGAACUCAGAAAGCCAGCAUUCUCUGAAGCACUUCAAGAGUUCCAGAACAGAGCCCCAUUGUAUUAUAAUUAGUCUGAGUACUUGGAUUAUAUGGUGUUACGAGUGUGAUGAAAAAUUAUCAACACAUUGUAAUAAGAAGGUUUUGGCUCAGAUAGUUGAUUUUCUCCAGAAACAUGUUUCUAAAACACAAACAAGUGUAUUUUCUAGAUUCAUAAAACUUUGUGAAGAAAAAUGUGAAACAAGUGAAAUAAAGAAGGAAAGAAAAGGCAGCAGUGUACCAUCUGUAAAAGGAAUUAUGAACUUAGGAAAUACUUGCUUUUUUAAUGCAGUCGUGCAGAACUUGGCACAGACUUACAUUCUUACUGAACUGAUGAAUGAGAUCAAAGAAAAUGGUACAAAACUCAAGAUUUUUGCUUCAGACUCUCAGCUGGACCCAUUAGUGGUGGAACUUUCAAGCCCUGGACCACUGACCUCAGCCUUGUUCCUGUUUCUUCACAGCAUGGAGGAGACUGAAAAAGGACCCCUAUCUCCUAAAGUUCUUUUUAAUCAGCUUUGUCAGAAGUGGGUGCAUCUACGUUUUUAAUAUAAGUAAUCAUGAGUUACAAAAUAGUAGGGUAUCCAUCACUUAAUAUGAGUAGUUUCACUCUUAUUGUGAUAUUGGUGUUAUUGCCCAGACUAUCAACCAAAAGAACUAAUAUUUGUUUAUUGCAGUUCUGUGCUUUAUGUAAAUUAUAUCUCAUAAUCCUCUGAAGGAGUGAUCAUUUAUCCCCAUUUUAUAUAUAAAGAAAUGGAGACUCACAGAAAUUAAGUAGCUCACCUAGUCUCAGAGUGACAAAGCUGGGAAUCAAGUAGAGAUCUGUCCUCACUCAGAAGCCCAUGAUGUAAUACCAUAAAGUAAGAAAAUCAUAAAAUUAUAAAAUGUAGAAAGUACAAUAAGAGAUGAUCUAAUCUAGCUUUCUUAUUCUUAAGGAUGAGCUUUGAGGCAAAUAGAAUUUAAGUGAAUUUCUCAAGGUAUUAUAGUACGUUUGAAAGCAAAAUCCUUAUGUACCAUGAAGGACCUGAUUGAACUUUAAUGCAUUCAUUUACUUUUUAACUAAAAUUUUGAGAGCUUACUUUGUGUCAGUUACUUGCUAGAAUCCAGAAGUACACAAUGUAUAAUAUAUUAAAAACAGACCGUGUCCUCAUGGAGCUCACAAGCUAGUCCAGUCCAUGUCGGGUCUGCUGCCGGCCGACCUGAACAGCUCUUGCCUCACUAUCAGUCUCCCUUGGUGUUUCUUCUGGUGGGCGAGCGAAUUGCCCAGAUUCCUCUUUCUCUCUGGUCCCCGUUGGAAGGAGACGGGGAAGAGAGUCAUGAACAGGGGUGAGCAUAGCCGCUGGCCCCAACCAGCCCGUUAAAGGACACUCAGAUGUGGUGGGGGUUCUGUCCAGCAGUUCCGU